This is a messenger RNA of Armigeres subalbatus, 1111 nucleotides long. RefSeq lists its product as uncharacterized. The transcript has 4 exons. Gene Ontology annotation, molecular function: sequence-specific DNA binding. The record is from RefSeq and is a predicted model, not a curated record. The coding region runs from base 14 to 1111 and encodes 365 amino acids. NCBI's taxonomy places the organism in Eukaryota, Metazoa, Arthropoda, Insecta, Diptera, Culicidae.
GUGGACCAAAUACAUGGUCCUAUCCGGAGACCGCAAGGAGAAAAUUUGCAGCCAACAUUUUGUGACCAGCGAUUUUAUAGAAAACACACGAUGGAAACUCAGGAAGACCGCAGUUCCAUCAGUGAAGCUGGAACAUUCGGUGAAAUAUGGAGGAUCCUGCUGCGUCACUAAAUGUAAACCCAGCAAACGAAAGACAAGUUUGCACCGUUUUCCGACUGGAAAGCAAAUCCGACGUAGGUGGAAGAUUGCCUUGGGUUUGAAAGAAGCUGAUGACACAACAGGCCUACUGAUUUGUAAUCGUCAUUUCAUGUUAUCUGAUUUUGUUAAAGUGACUUCCAGAUACUUGAAAGCUACCGCAGUUCCGUCCAAGAAGAUUAGUCGGAUAAUAAAGCUUCCACGAAGGGAUUUAAAGAAGCUAAAUUUGCCAAUCCACUUAGAAGAUCAUAAUUAUAGUGAGUAUGCCUGCCCACCGCGGAGUAACCGGAUAUGUUACGUCGAAGGAUGUCGAUCGAAAACGGAAGGGGACAUAAAACUACAUAAGUUUCCUGGUCGCAAAGAUGUUAGAUUCAAGGAGUGGAUACGAGUUUUAAAGUGUUCUAAACUACCUACGGCGAACUCUAAAGUGUGCAGUUUACACUUCUCGAAAUCUAAUUAUUUUCCCGGUGGAUCACGUUUAAAACGAGACGCCAUUCCAUCGUUGAAUUUCUCAAAUACAACUACCGGCUCGGACUCAACAAGUUCUUCUGAAGCUAGCCCCACGCACGGUUCUACCUACUGCCACGAAGAGGAUCAAGCGAAGAAAAAUACUUCAAGUGACCGGAUUUCGGAGAACCAAUCCACGCAUGUGCCGGUUUUCGUGAUGGAUUCGUGUGAGGAUCAUAACGAUGGUGAAAUCGGUGGAAAUAGAUCAAAUGAUUUUGCGGUUGGCCAGAGCUUUCAAGAAAGUCAAAUUUUAAACGAUACUCUACUGCUUGACACAUCUCAGCUUUCGAUAAAUACACCGAUUGCGGAGAGCACCGCUAAAAAACACCUGCGGAAAAAGAUAGUUUGCAGAAUUCAGUUAAGGCAAGCUUCAAAUCUGCAAUAUCUGCAAUAUCUAACUCACAAGUAA